UUAGUGUCCACACUCUUUACAUGAAUGCAUCUCCAAUGCGUUCCUUUGAUAAAAUGUAUUUACUAGCUCUGGCUUUGCUGUUUGUGUGUGUUAAUUCAACAUUUCUAGUUUACGAUUCCUAUACAGGAACACCGAUAUCACAGGAGGAACUUAAACGUCAUGACAAGAGAAAUACUACAUUUUGGUGUACGAGUCAAUUUUUCUCUUGCAACCCUUACGAAGGCAGAAGACCUGAUGGUUCCUGUAAUAAUUUACGUUACCCCACCAGGGGAAUGAGUCACACGCCACCAGUUAGAUUACUGCCCCCAGUUUUUGAUAAAGAUUAUAAUCCCAGAUUGUCCAAAUCUGGGACUAACUUACCGCUUGCGAGAUAUUUAAGGAAGAGACUUUUACUGGAAGGAUAUGUACCUGAUCAAAAAUUUACUCAAUUGACAGCGCAUUUUCUAUUGCUGUUGAACGGAGAUGUUUUGUCUUUCCACGAUACAGUAAAGUACGUUUUGUGGACACCUCAUUGUUGUAGUGAAAAAGGUAAAACGGAUUACGCUUGCGUGCCUAACAAAAUACCCGACAAUGACCCCGUCCAUCGCUUCUCUAACAUCAGAUGUCUAAACAUGACGAGACCUGAGAGUUUUCAAUCUGUUGGUUGUGUCAACAAUAAAACGAACCCGGAAAGAAUAUUAAGUUCGACACCAACUUUCGAUGUGUCCGCCUUGUACGGGAAUUCAAUGCAAAAGUUAUUAACGAAAGGGAGAAAAUUUGAGGGUGGCUUGUUGAAGUACGAAGUGGAGAAUGGAAAAAUAUGGCCACCGAGUGUGAAGGGGCCAGUCAACAUCUGCUUAUUGAACCAAAAACCUUACGAAACCAGAUGCCAUGACACACCGGAAGAGGGUGCUAACAGUGUGGCUGGGGUGAAUCUGUCAGUUGUUUGGUUCUGGAGGCUACAUAAUUUUAUAGCCUCAGCUCUGGGGCGCAUCAACCCCUGCUGGGACGACGACAGACUGUUCUAUACUACGAGAGAUAUUGUUAUUGCUAUACAAAUGCAGAUAUUCUUGUAUGAAUUAUUACCCGCAUUUAUUGGUAAAGAAAACUUAUUAAAGGCGGGUGUUAUUUCUCCUCAUCCGGGACAUCGAGAUUCAUACAAUGAGAAUUUAGUUCCACAAAUUUCUAUCGAGUACAUGACAGUACUGCGCUGGUUGCAUACAAUACAAUCUGGAACUGUGAAAAUGUACGACCCUCAAGGUUACUAUUUAAAACAGAUACCCAUAGCCAACCUGACACUAAGGACAGGUUACUAUGCGGUCGAUAACAACAUAGAUUACAUGACGCAAGGCGCUUUUAGACAGGCUUCUGGAAAAUUCGAUCACGCGAUUGAUCCAGAAUUAGGUGAAAGUGCUCUAGGUCCUCAUCAGAGAGCAUCAGAUACUUUAACUAAUGAUUUGUCGAAGAACCGCUACUUCGGGCUGCAGCCGUAUGUUAAAUAUUUAGAACUUUGCAGAAGAAGAUCGUUCAAAAAAUUUGAAGAUUUACUACAUGUUAUGGACCCUGAAAGAGUAGAAAUGCUUCAAGAAGUAUACGAACAUCUAGAAGAUGUAGACUUUCAAGCGGGACUUUGGCUGGAGAACUUCGUAGAAGGAGGACACGUCCCUGCGACCUUCUACUGCGUUGUGGUGGAACAGCUGCUGCGGUCUAUGGCUUCUGAUAGACAUUGGUACGAGAGACCGAACAGACCUAAUGCGUUUACAUUACCACAACUUCAAGAAAUCCGUAAGAUAAGUAUAGCGCGGGUGCUGUGCGAUGUCGGCGACAGCGUCACUCGUAUCCAGCGACAGGCUUUCCUCAGAAUCUCACCUAGUAACCCUCUUUGUGGCUGCAAUGAGAUCGAGGGUAUUGACUUUUGGGCUUGGGAAGAUAGCUCUUGCAGCAACGACGGAUCUUACCACGGCCCCGAUUACAAAGUUAAAACGCAAAAAAUGUAAACCUUUAUUAAUUAAAAAAUAAGUUAUAAU
Molecule: messenger RNA, 2006 nt
Organism: Papilio polytes (common Mormon)
Lineage: Eukaryota; Metazoa; Arthropoda; Insecta; Lepidoptera; Papilionidae
Product: peroxidase-like
Exons: 12
Coding region: 21-1976 (651 amino acids)
Biological process (GO): response to oxidative stress
Molecular function (GO): peroxidase activity; heme binding
Source: RefSeq, a predicted model, not a curated record